Messenger RNA from Rhodotorula graminis WP1, 889 nucleotides. RefSeq lists its product as uncharacterized. Gene Ontology annotation, molecular function: ribose-5-phosphate isomerase activity. Bases 1 to 783 code for a protein of 260 amino acids. Gene Ontology annotation, biological process: D-ribose metabolic process; pentose-phosphate shunt, non-oxidative branch. The transcript is spliced from 10 exons. Gene Ontology annotation, cellular component: intracellular membrane-bounded organelle. The record is from RefSeq and is a predicted model, not a curated record. NCBI's taxonomy places the organism in Eukaryota, Fungi, Basidiomycota, Microbotryomycetes, Sporidiobolales, Sporidiobolaceae.
AUGGCCGUCAUCUCGGACGCAAAGCGCCUCGCCGCCUACGCCGCCGUCGACGAGCACGUCAAGCCCCAGCACAAGGUUAUCGGCAUCGGCUCGGGCUCGACCGUCCCGUACGUCGUCGAGCGCCUGUGCCAGCCGCCGCACAACAACUCGAACAGUGACCGCUGGUACAUCCCGACGGGCUUCCAGUCCAAGGAGCUCAUCGUCAAGGCGGGCCUCAACCUCGGCGACGUCGACCAGUUCCCGACCAUCGACGUGACGAUUGACGGCGCCGACGAGGUCGACGACGAGCUCAACGCGAUCAAGGGAGGCGGCGCGUGUCAGCUCAGAGAGAAGGUCCUCGCCGAGGCCGCCACGCACUUUAUCAUCGUCGCCGACUCACGCAAGGAUUCAAAGAUCCUCGGUCACGCGUGGAAGCAGGGCGUCCCGAUCGAGGUGGCCCCGUUCGCGUGGGCAAAGGUCUUUGUCAACUUGCAGAAGAUGGGCUGCGAGAACCCGGCGCUGCGCAUGGGCAAGAUGAAGGCCGGCCCGGUCGUGACCGACAACGGCAACUUUGUCAUCGACGCCGUCUUCUCCGAAUCCUACAUGCGCGACCCGGCCGAGCUCCUGCACCGCAUCAAGAUGCUCACGGGCGUCCUCGAGGUCGGCCUUUUCGUCGGCAUGGCCGAGGCGGCGUACUUUGGCUACCCGGACGGGACGGUGCUCGCGAGGUGGCAGGACGGGAGGAGACAGAAAGUCGACGCGUCCAAGGGCCUCGAGAUCGCGGCGCAGGGCAAGAAGGUCUGAGCGCGGCGUGCGGCGUGCGGCGCGAGAUGGUCCGGCGAGCGAGGAGGUCUGUAUGUACAGGGUGGGCGAGCGGGUGCAACGAGGGCUUACGAGUCGAGCGAGUUUG